AUGAGUCCGUUCAUAGACGCAGCUGGGACAUCGCUGGCAUCAGAUGGGGAGGUCCCACAGACUGGCGUAUCGACAGAGAUCCCAAUAUACACGAAUCAUCACAGUACGACGACCAAGACCAACGGGACUGCACCCGACUCCCACGCGAUUCCGUUGAACACUGACUAUGCGUACACGCCUCGCAAGAUCAGGGUUGUAACCAUUGGCGCUGGGUUCUCUGGACUUUUGAUUGCCCAUAAAUUCCAGCAUCGAUUCCCGGAGCUCCGAGAUAUAGUCGACCAUACGAUCUUCGAAGCCAAAAGCGAUGUGGGUGGAACAUGGCUGAUGAAUGAUUACCCGGGUGUGCAAUGCGAUGUGCCCAGUCAUAUCUAUGCGUUUCCCUUCGAUCCGAAUCCAAACUGGUCGAGAUUCUACUCCAGCGGAGCAGAGAUUGAGGACUACAUCAAACGUACGGCGAAGAAAUGGAACCUGGAUCGCGAUGUGCAACUCAAUACCAAAGUGGUAGGAGCGCAUUGGAUUGAGAGCAAAGCGGAAUGGAAGAUUACUGUUGAGCAUCAGGGUGAGCAAAGGGAUGAGUUCUGUGAUGUUUUGAUCUCGAGUCAAGGCGUGCUCACCCAUCCCUCUUGGCCAUCAAUUCCUGGAAUAGACAAAUUCAAGGGCCAUACAACACAUUCGGCUCUGUGGGAUCAUGACUUUGAUUAUUCGAACAAGCGUAUUGCGGUGAUAGGGAAUGGUUCUUCCGGAAUUCAGAUCGUCCCUCAAAUGCAGAAGCUUCCCGGCACGACAGUACGGAACUUCAUCAGAGGACCGGCGUGGGUCUACUAUCGAUUGCCUCCGUCACGACAUUUGGGUAGAGAGGUCGAUGAUCCAAAUCCUCCAUACCUUGAAGAGGAGAUUCAGAGAUGGCAAGAUCCAGUGGAGCACAACAAGUAUCGAAAAGGAAUAAUCGACCGAACCAAUAAAGCUUUCCGACUGUUCCUAAAAGGCGAGAAUAACAGCAACGCCGUCAAGCUCGCAACAGAACAGAUGCGAGAAAAGCUCAACCACGAUCCCGACCUCUGCGAAAAACUGAUCCCAAAAUGGGAACUCGGCUGCAGAAGAGUAACCCCAGGACCAGGCUACCUCGAAUCCUUCUCCCAACCCAACUGCACCCUAACCAACAGCCCCAUAACCGAAAUCACAGAAACCGGCAUCCUCACCGCCGACGGCGACAUUUUCCCCUGCGACGUGAUCAUCUACGCCACAGGCUUCGACGUCUCGCAUCGCCCUCGCUACCCCCUCAUCGGCCAAAACGGCACCAACCUGCGCGAAAAAUGGAAAGAAGAACCCGAAUCCUACCUCUCCAUCGCCGUCGACUCCUUCCCAAACUACUUCAUGAUGAUGGGCCCCAACUGUCUCGGCGGACACGGAAGCCUCGUCGAAUCCCUCAACUGGACGGGCGACUACUUUGCGCGAAUGAUCCGAAAAAUCUCGACCGAGGAUAUAAAAUUCGUGGUCCCGAAGGCUGAGGCCGUGGAUGCUUUUGUCAAGUACGGGGAUGAGGUGCAUAAGACUUUGGCGUGGACGGGGGCGUGUAAGAGUUGGUAUAAACGUAAUCGUGUGGAUGGGAGGGUGACGGCGUUGUUUGGGGGUAGUGCGGUGCUUUUUCAUCGGUUGAUGCGAGAGAUUCGCAUGGAGGAUUAUGAGGUUGUUUAUAAUAGCCGGAAUCCUUUUCGGUUUAUGGGGAAUGGGUUUUUGGAGUGGGAGAUGCGGCCCGAUAGUGAUUUGUCUUGGUAUGUGGAGGUUGUGGAUCGGGAGCCGAAGAUUGAGGAGACGAUGGAGAAUGGUGGUUUGAGGGUUGGGGCUAAUGAGGGGUAUGAUUUGAUGUAG
Messenger RNA from Pseudocercospora fijiensis CIRAD86, 1869 nucleotides. RefSeq lists its product as uncharacterized. Bases 1 to 1869 code for a protein of 622 amino acids. Lineage: Eukaryota; Fungi; Ascomycota; Dothideomycetes; Mycosphaerellales; Mycosphaerellaceae. The transcript has 3 exons. Gene Ontology annotation, molecular function: NADP binding; flavin adenine dinucleotide binding; N,N-dimethylaniline monooxygenase activity. The record is from RefSeq and is a predicted model, not a curated record.